AUGUUCGCGAGGGAUGAAGUGAAUGCCCUCUUUAACGACGCCUCGAGGGCCCUGCAGCGCUCUCAGCUCCUACUGGAGGAGCGGGCACGCGGGGCACCGCCGGAACGGCUGUCCGUGAUGCCGAAUUCGCCGAAUUUCGAGGCGGCCCUGCGUGCCCUGCGGGGGCUUAUGGAGUUCACGGCCUUUCUUGACGCCUCCGAAAAGGUCGGCGAGCGGUUGCAGGAGGAGUCCAGGCAGCCGUCGCCCGCGAUGGAGAAGAAGCGCCGCAACGGCAGCGUCUGCCCACUCCUGCAGCGCGUUGUGGACGGAAUCGCAGGCGUGCAGGGCAUGUGGGCCGGUGAUGGCAGGGCCGCGGAGGGCUUAUGGGCUGAAGGUGCUGUGCUCGCCUCGCAGUUGGUGCUCGCCGGGCUUUUUGCAGACUGGCGGCACGCUGCGUCCAGGGCGGCGCAGCAGCGCCUUGCGAUGCUGCAGCAGAUGAUUGAAUUGGACGAGGUGCCGCAGCUGGAGGAGUGCAGGAAGGAUGACCUCCUGCAGCUGCUGGGCAGGGCCAAGGCGGGCAUGCCCGACGAGGUGGCGGACGAGUUGGAUGCCCAAGUCAUGCGUGUUGCGUGCAACCUCACAGGCGAGUGGGACGUGCCGAGCACGCCCGCACAACUGGCCUCGUUGCUGCUGUUUCCAACACUAAUCUCCUUCGUUGUCCAGGGCGCCUCCACGUCACUAGCCGUGGAGUACAUUCUCGCUCCACUAGAGCGUGCUGCGGCAGGUCUGUUGCCGAUGUAUCUCUCGGAGAGCCCCGACGAGUUUAUGCAGGCAGCUAGGCACCUUGUGCAGCACGUUGUGCUUGUGGGCAUGUACGCCGCUGCUGGCCUACGGCUCGCCCCCACAGGUGGUGUGCAGCGUGUGGUGACCUUCACAAAGAGGCUCUUUGACGCGCUGCUCAUGCCAGUCGAGGGCGCCUUCACCGCCGCACUGCCUCGUGCCGGUAUGACGGUCGAUGUGCACCAAGGGCUUGCCGGGCCGCUGUGCUGCUGGGCGCGCGCGUGGGCGAGGCGGGUGGAAAGUAAAACGGACGUGGAUGCUACAGCGACGACGGCACCGUACCUCUCCUCUUCCUCCUCCUCAGCGGCGACGGCGGCGGCGGCGGGCGUAAAGAAAUUGCUACCCGUGUGGUGCACUGCAAGUUACCGCGCUCUUGUGGUGGUGGAGGCGCUCGCGCAUGCGGAGCUUGGCGUCGUCAGCGGCCGCGGCAACGCAGCGUCGCAGCAGAAGAAGUAUUACUCCAUGCUCCAGCAGUCGAACGGGCGCGUCACCACCGCCAUCCUCUCCGCCGUCACGGAGGACAGGCAGCUGCUAUUCGAGGAGACGACGACGCGGUCGGCGCAGGGGCACAAGGUGUACCGCAUUCAUGAAGGGGGCACCGGACCGACCGUCUACGUGUACCUCGACAACGGCAUCGUCUACAUGAAGGUUGGGCGUGAGCGCCUCUUCCGCCGCGCCAAGAGCGUGGAGGACGUCUUCAGCGUCCUCGGCGACGCCUCUUCUCAGCCCUAG
Molecule: messenger RNA, 1551 nt
Organism: Trypanosoma conorhini
Lineage: Eukaryota; Euglenozoa; Kinetoplastea; Trypanosomatida; Trypanosomatidae
Exons: 1
Coding region: 1-1551 (516 amino acids)
Source: RefSeq, a predicted model, not a curated record